Molecule: messenger RNA, 2205 nt
Organism: Arabis nemorensis
Lineage: Eukaryota; Viridiplantae; Streptophyta; Magnoliopsida; Brassicales; Brassicaceae
Source: the annotation of a GenBank genome assembly
AUGGAAGAUCCUUUGAUUGGUAGAGAGAGUCGUGGUGGUGGUACGGAUCGGAUCGUUCGUAGAUCAGAAGCUAUCGCACAUGGUACUACGUUUCAGAAAGCUGCUGCUCUCGUCGAUCUGGCUGAAGAUGGUAUUGGUCUACCUGAGCAAAUUCUUGAUCAGUCGAGCUUCGGAGAGUCUGCGAAGUAUUAUUUCAUCUUCACGCGUUUGGAUGUUAUCUGGUCACUCAACUAUUUUGCUCUGAUUUUGAUAAACUUCCUUGAGCAACCGUUGUGGUGUGAAAAAAAGCCUACACCGACUUGCAAAGACAGAGAAUACUAUUACCUGGGGGAGUUACCGUACUUGACCAACGUAGAAUCUAUUAUCUAUGAGGUAAUUACCUUGGUUAUACUCCUUGUACAUACUUUCUUUCCGAUCUCCUAUGAAGGGUCCCGAAUCUUUUGGACAAGUCGCCUGAACCUAGUGAAGGUUGCUUGCGUGGUAAUUUUGUUUGUUGAUGUGCUGGUUGACAUUCUAUACCUGUCUCCACUGGCUUUUGAUUUUCUUCCUUUUAGAAUCGCCCCAUAUGUGAGAGUUAUCUUAUUCAUCCUCAGCAUAAGGGGACUUCGAGACAGCCUUGUCCUUCUGUCUGGAAUGCUUGGCACAUACUUGAAUAUCUUGGCUCUAUGGAUGUUGUUCCUUCUAUUUGCCAGUUGGAUUGCUUUUGUUAUGUUUGAAGACACACAGCAAGGCCUCACACUAUUCACUUCUUACGGUGCUACUCUUUAUCAGAUGUUUAUUUUGUUCACAACAUCCAACAAUCCUGAUGUCUGGAUUCCUGCCUACAAGUCUUCUCGCUGGUCUUCGUUGUUCUUCGUGCUCUACGUGCUAAUUGGCGUCUACUUUGUCACGAACUUGAUUCUUGCCGUUGUUUAUGACAGUUUCAAAGAACAGCUCGCAAAGCAAGUAUCUGGAAUGGAUCAAAUGAAGAGAAGAAUGCUGGAAAAAGCCUUUGGUAUCAUAGACACAGACAAAACCGGGACGAUUGAUAAGGAGCAAUGCAUUAAGCUCUUUGAACAGUUGACUAAUUACAGGACUUUGCCAAAGAUAUCAAAAGAAGAAUUCGGAUUGAUAUUUGAUGAGCUUGAUGAUACACGUGACUUUAAGAUAAACAAGGAUGAGUUCGCUGACCUCUGCCAGGCCAUUGCUCUAAGAUUCCAAAAGGAGGAAGUACCAUCUCUCUUUGAAAAUUUCCCGCAAAUUUACCAUUCGGCCUUAUCACAACAACUGAGAGCCUUUGUUCGAAGCCAAAACUUUAGCUACGCUAUUUCUUUCAUCCUCGUUCUGAAUUUCAUUGCUGUCGUCGUUGAAACAACGCUUGAUAUCGAAGAAAGCUCGGCUCAGAAACCAUGGCAGGUUGCAGAGUUUGUCUUUGGUUGGAUAUAUGUGUUGGAGAUGGCACUAAAGAUCUAUUCAUAUGGAUUCGAGAACUAUUGGAGGGAUGGUCAAAACCGGUUUGAUUUUCUGGUCACAUGGGUCAUAGUUAUUGGGGAAACAGCUACCUUCAUAACUCCAGAUGAAAACACUUUUUUCUCAAACGGAGAAUGGAUCCGGUACCUUCUGCUCGCAAGAAUGUUAAGACUGAUAAGGCUUCUAAUGCACGUCCAACGUUACCGAGCAUUUAUUGCGACGUUCAUAACUCUUAUUCCAAGUCUGAUGCCAUAUUUAGGGACCAUUUUCUGCAUUGUGUGUAUCUACUGCUCUAUCGGUGUGCAGAUCUUUGGUGGGCUCGUGAAUGCCGGGAACAAACAGCUCUUUAAAACUGAGCUGGCUGAGGAUGAUUAUCUAUUGUUCAACUUCAAUGACUAUCCCAAUGGAAUGGUCACACUCUUUAAUUUGCUAGUGAUGGGUAACUGGCAAGUCUGGAUGGAGAGCUACAAAGAUUUGACAGGGACGUGGUGGAGCAUUACGUAUUUCGUCAGUUUCUACGUCAUCACUGUUCUACUUCUGUUGAAUUUGAUUGUUGCCUUUGUCUUGGAGGCGUUCUUCGCUGAGCUGGAUCUCGAAGAAGAAGAAAAAUGUCAAGGAGAGGAUUCUCCAGAAAGAAGAAACCGGCGUCGAUCUGCUGGGUCCAAGUCUCGGAGUCAGAGAGUUGAUACACUUCUUCAUCGCAUGUUGGAUGAUGAACUCAGCAAACCAGAGUGUUCUACUACUACUAACACAUAA